Polistes dominula (European paper wasp) is the source of this 1264-nucleotide messenger RNA. RefSeq names its product neuropeptide F (gene NPF). Lineage: Eukaryota; Metazoa; Arthropoda; Insecta; Hymenoptera; Vespidae. The record is from RefSeq and is a predicted model, not a curated record. Gene Ontology annotation, cellular component: extracellular region. Gene Ontology annotation, molecular function: hormone activity.
CAAAUUAACAAGUGUUCUUUCUUUGGGGGAAAAAAAAAAUAAAUAAAAGAAUAUAUUAGAAUUCAAAUUCGAGGAUUUUUUCGUAUCAGAUUAACAAGUUUGUUCGAUAAUUUUCGAUCGAUUUGUUAUUAUCAAUAUCGAAGGGAAAAUGAAUACCUAGAACUAUCGACAAAGUUAUUUGUCGGACUAGAGAAACGUGGUGGUAGAAGCAACAGUAGUCAAACUUUCAUCUUUCGUCUACGUCUACUUAAAAAAAAAAAAAAAAAUAAAAAGAAUCUAAGAUGAAAUCUUUCAAUCUUGUAAUACUUGUUACCAUUUUUGGUAUAACCAUAAUCCAAUGCGAAUCAGAACCAAUGUCUUUACCGAUGAAACCUAGAGUUUUUACAAGUCCGGAAGAAUUGCGAAAAUAUGUAGAUCUCGUGAAAGAUCAUUAUUUGUAUAAUGGAAAGGCAAGGUAUGGAAAAAGGGGAGGAAUAAAUACAUUACCCGAAUAUUAUUUAGGAUAUCCAUGGAAUAAUUUGAGAUUUCUACCCGAUAUUCACCAUAAUUAUCAACAACUAAAGGAAGAUAAAAGCAAACCAAUUACGGGACAAGUUAUUCGUAACUUUCAGGAUUCUGAUUUGAGUAAAGAAAUAUUUUUAAAUAAUCCAGCAGUAAACUAUAGUGACAUGAUUGAUAAAUAUUACGACGAUACUGAGUAAACGCACAGGAUUGUAUGAAUUUUCGAUGUUGGAAACGUUCUAAGUUUAACUAUUUCUUUGAAGGCGUCGUAUUUUAUUUCACAACUAGUCAAAGUAAUGACAGUUUUAUCAAACUAAUGACAGGCAAAACUAAUACACUUUUACACCUCGCACUUAGAUGCUUCUAUGAUGGAAAAUAUAAUUGAUUUAACAUUUAUUUUCAUUCUGUAAGAAUUUUUUUAAUAUCAUCGUAAUUUAGCAUAAAAUUAAACUCAUUUAUAUCAAAGUUACGACAAUUUGGAAAUAAAAAAGAAUAAAACGAGAUUAAUUGAUUAACAAUUUAAAUUAAUAAAGUGCAUAUGCAAGAUUUAAUUAUCAAUAAAAUAACAAUUGAUUUUUGGUAUUAAAGAUACUGUUUGAGAUGGUAUUAAAAAAAUAAAUAAAUAAGGAAUGAUCUAGGAUUAUGUGGAUUGUAUAAUAUUAUUAAAUACGCUUUAUUAAAAAGAUCUUCAAAGUUCUGUGUUCUUAAAUAGGAAGUUAAAUUUGAAAUUAAAGAAGAUUAUAAUUCGUUGCUGUGAAUAUGU